CUGAUUUGUUAUAUUGUGGACUUACAGAAGUAUCUCCUAUUGAUGCUCAAAAAAAAAAAAAAAAAACACUUGCAGCAAGGGUAAAGAAUAUCAACUUUUAACAGUUAUUAUAAUUUGUAAAGUCUAACUAUUGUCAUACAGUAAACUGUCAGGACAUUGUGAGUAAAUAAUAUAUGACUAAGAUAUUAGAGUUGUUUUACCUAAAUUUCUAUGUAGAACUUUGAAACAUGAUAACCUGAAACAUUUUGGUGGGACAUUUAUUCCUGCUCCCCAACCAUUUAGCACUCUUUCCGUUGGGGUCGGCACUAACCUGUUUUAUGUUUUAAAUGCAUAAAAGAACCACAUAAAUUUGUUUAUUGCAUCAAGGCUUUUUGACUUUGUCAGGAACAUCUAUUUUCAACAAAAUAAAACAAAAAAUUAUUUUUACUAAAUUCUAAAAUACCCUGGUUGAAACUGUGACCUUUGUGUUAGGGUCAGUUUUGACCGAGUAAUAAAAAUAAGAUUACAAAGCAAUAAUUAGAGCCAAAACUGAAAUCAUGAAUGAAUAAAUGAUUUAUUUAUUUUUAAAAUGGGAUAAUUCAUAUUAAUGAACAUUUACAAGUAAAUAUAAGACAUUAUAGCCAUACAGCUAAUUUCUAUCUCAAGUCCCAUUGGCAGGUAAAACAAAAUAAAAAAAAUAAUAAAAAAACAGCUUACAGAUAACAUAAUACCAUAACUUAAGUAAGAUAUAAAAAAAUAAAACCAAGCAACAACACACAGUGCACACAGACAAAAUGGGGACCAAGGAAGCCACCGAGCAAAAACUGAUUAAAGUUCGCUCAUGAAUUAUAUUAUAAAUAUCCCAUUGUCGCUAUUACACUUGAUUAUAUUAUAAAUAUCCCAUUGUUGCUCAUAUUGUUGCUCAUAUGUGCACUGUGAGCCAACACACUGACAGCCAGCUCCUCUCCCAAUCAUGUGAGCUUUAGGGGAUUCUCAUUUUGCCUUGUUAUCCAGUAUACCUGUACAAAACCAAACAAACAAAGACGGGCAUGUCCAGACAUGUGGGGUCAAUUCAGUACAGAGUUGGGGACUUGCAGAGUGCACAUCUCCAAUCUGCAGCAUGCAAAAAUGAAAAGAAGAUUUUCAGGGAGAGGAGCUCUGGAUUAUAUUUUUGGUGAAAAUGAGGGAGAGGACACAGAGCGGCAUAGCGAUAUGGAUGAGCAGGUUUCUGAGGAGGAAGACAAUACGGAUUAUCAUCUAGAAGACACCGACACAUCUAAUGAGUCUGAUGAGGAGGUCAUCGGUGGUGAAGCUGCUCCCGCUGAAAGAUUCAAGUCUAAAAAUGGUAAGAUCUUUUGGAGCUCAGUACCUCAUGAUGUACACGGCAGGGAAGCUGCUGCAAGUGUCAUCAAAAUGACCCCUGGAAUCACAAGGUUUGCUGUGACAAGAGUCAGGGACAUCAAAACAUGUUUCGAGCUAUUUAUGCCAUUAUCACUAAAAAGAGUCAUCAUUGCUAUGACAAACCUUGAAGGAAGAAAAGUCCAUGGCGACAUGUGGAAAGACAUGGAUGAGGAAUACCUGGAUGCUUAUAUUGGUGUUCUUCUUCUUGCUGGAGUGUACAGAUCCUGCAAUGAGGCCACUGAUAGUCUCUGGGACGCAUCAACAGGCAGAAAUAUUUUCCGGGUGACAAUGUCACUUCAGACCUUUCAAAUGAUAUCAAGAGUCCUCAGAUUUGACAACAGAGAUACCAGAGCAAGAUCUGACAAGCUUGCCCCCAUCAGGGAUGUUUGGGACAGAUGGGUGCAGCUCCUUCCACUGAUGUUCAACCCCGGGCCAGAGGUGACAGUGGAUAAACGUCUUGUCCCUUUCCGGGGAAAAUGCCCCUUCCGGCAAUACAUACCCAGUAAGCCAUGCAAGUACGGCAUAAAAAUCUGGGCAGUCUGUGAUGCAAAAACCAGCUAUGCCUGGAAUCUACAGAUCUACACAGGCAAAGCUGCGAAUGGCAUCCCUGAGGAAAACCAAGGAAAACGUGUGGUCCUCGAUAUGACUACUGGACUGCAGGGUCACAAUAUUACUUGUGACAAUUUCUUUACCAGCUAUGACCUUGGACAAGAACUUCUGAGGAGGAAGCUUACCAUGGUGGGCACAGUGAAGAAAAAUAAACCUGAGCUGCCUGCUGAAAUCCUGCAAGUGAAGGACAGGGCUCCACUUUCUUCAAAGUUUGCUUUUACAGAUACCACCACUGUUGUCUCAUAUUGUCCAAAAAAAACCAAGAAUGUGAUACUUAUGUCUACUCUUCACAAAGAUGCAGCUGUGUCAUCAGGAAGUGACAAAAAGCCCACAAUUAUCCUUGACUACAACAAAAACAAAGGAGGGGUGGACAACCUGGACAACCUGACCGCCACCUACACUUGCCAGCGAAUGACCAGGAGAUGGCCAGUGAUUGUGUUUUACAACAUCCUUGAUGUGUCUGCAUAUAAUGCCUUUGUUUUGUGGACCCACAUCCACCAAGGGUGGAACUCAACCAAACAAAACAAGCGGAGAAUGUUUCUUGAGGAGCUGGGAAAUUCCCUUGUCAAACCACACAUUGAGCGAAGGGAGCGGGUCCCCCGAGACCCAGACGCCGCAGCCUUGGUCAGACAGCUGCAGAGCUCAAGUAGCACUCUGUCCACGCCAUCAACAAUGCAAAGAGCAUCCACGCCAGCAUCCUCCUCAGCCAGCCCUGCCUCAACAUCAACCAGAACAGCAACAGCCACAACCCGCCUCAAGCCACCUGAUUCUAAAAGAAAGAGGUGUCAGGUCUGCCCAAGCAGUAAGGACAGAAAGACAAACGUAUUGUGCUUCAACUGCAAGAAAUAUCUCUGCAAAGAACACACUAAAAGUGUCACUUUUUGCCACACAUGCAUCUAAACACACACAUACACAUGCAUGUUCUUGCACACAGAGACUUUUACUCUUUUAGUUUUGUACCAGUUUUGGAACUAAUAAUUGAUUUCUAUUGGUUUGAUUUGCUUGAUUGGUUGUUGUUUGUGUGACCUUGCAAAUCGAUAUUUUGUAUUAUGAGUUGUUCUGCUUUUCAUUUUGUGUUUGUAUU
Messenger RNA from Sphaeramia orbicularis (orbiculate cardinalfish), 3073 nucleotides. Its product is annotated as piggyBac transposable element-derived protein 4-like. The record is from RefSeq and is a predicted model, not a curated record. Bases 1039 to 2889 code for a protein of 616 amino acids. The transcript has a single exon. Lineage: Eukaryota; Metazoa; Chordata; Actinopteri; Kurtiformes; Apogonidae.